AUGUCUGCAAUCGGCUCCCUCGUCUUCUGCACCGACUGCGGUAACUUGUUGGACGGAAGUGCUGGCAAGAAAAAUGCCAUCUUGACUUGCGCAAUUUGUGGCGCGUCCUGCAAAGAUACAUCUUCGAAGACAGUUGUGACGCAGUCUAAGCCCACAGCAUUUCCAUCAGCUCUCCGCGCUAAGCGAUCUGAGGUUCAAGUUAUUGUGGAAGGAGACAUUCAGACCACCAGCGAGAUCGAUCAUCCUUGCGACGAGUGUGGUCGACCAAAAGUUCGUUACUACACACAGCAACUUCGAAGCGCCGAUGAAGGCUCGACGGUGUUUUACGAGUGCGAAUGUGGUCACAAGUGGAACAUCAAUAACUGA
This is a messenger RNA of Plenodomus lingam JN3, 366 nucleotides long. RefSeq lists its product as uncharacterized. The record is from RefSeq and is a predicted model, not a curated record. Gene Ontology annotation, biological process: DNA-templated transcription; termination of RNA polymerase I transcription. Gene Ontology annotation, cellular component: RNA polymerase I complex. Gene Ontology annotation, molecular function: zinc ion binding; nucleic acid binding. Lineage: Eukaryota; Fungi; Ascomycota; Dothideomycetes; Pleosporales; Leptosphaeriaceae.